AUGAAGAAAGUUAGUAUGGCGCUACGGAAAUACUUUACGGAAGAACGGAAGCGGGUUAAAGCUACUCUGCGUCACUUGGACACUGCGGUGGCAGUUUUGCAGCAGGAAGUGAUGCGUAACCCCUACUGCUCCGCCCGGAGGGAGGAGCUGAGGGUCAAGGAGUCCCAACUGGCGGCAUAUCUCGCCUCGGAGCAAGAGAGGCUGUCACUCAUGGCUGGUGUCAAGGAGCUGCGGGAGGGGGAGAUGCCUGGCAAGCUCAUGUCUGCAAAGGUCUACCCUCCUCCAGCAGAGAUCUGGGCGAAGCUGGUGAAGUUGCUUCACAACUUCGUCACCGGAAACCACUCGACGGCGGGGAAGCAUUUCGCGCUCUGGAGCCAGGAGCUGUUGUUCAAGGUGAGAGGGGAAGGCGGCCUCGGUGUCCGGGACCCAUGUGCUGAGCUGGGGGGCCUGGCGGCCAGGAGGAUCGCGUUGCUGGCGUCGCAGUCGUUGGGUUUACGUGUUGAUCUUGCGCAGGCAGCGCUGGAUGUCCCUGAUCUCCAAGUCUUCUGGGCCCACACGGGGCUGAUAAAGCAGUGGGAAGGAAGGUGUAUGCGGUGGAAGCAGACCUGCGAGCUGUUUCUGGAGUCUAGCUUCCCUUCGUGCAUCAGUGUGUCAUCAGUGUGGGAUGUGGAAAAGGAGCUGCUGCUCUUCAAUCGGCGGUUGCUCUUAAACGGGAAGAUGCCUGCACGACGGCAGAAGGCGGCUAAGUGUCUGAAGCGUUCGGUCAUGCGAGACUUAAUCAAAGUCGCUAGGGACGGCUCGAGGGCUCUUAAGGAUACCCAGGAGCUCAAGCGGGAGUUCGGGGGCUCGGCAGGUGCGAAACUGGCAAAACGGAUCUUUGACGCCGCCCCGGAUGAGUGGAAACAGUUGCUCCUGGCGCCAGUCACGACGCAUACGGUGCUAGCUGCCUCUAAGUUUGUGCUGAAGGCGCUCCACAUGCUGAACCCGCAUCGGAAGAUUGAGUCAAUGGGAGACCUGGUUUUCAAGAAGGAGGGGACAGCUUCGGGUUUUCCCGAGGCUACGAUUACAGCAAUUGCGCUCCACCAAAUUUGGGUGGAGAGGUGUGACGCAGUUUUCGAACGGAGCAAGUUCCGGGCGCGGAAGGCACUGCGGAGGAUCGCGGCGUCUUUCGAGCUGCAUGUCAGAAUUGACAAGCAUGCUAAGGCGGCAUCCAAGAGGCUCGGUGCCACUCGUCCUGGAUUGGAUGAUGACGAGUGCCGGGUCUUGAGCCACAUCCUCGACAACACAGCGCAACCGGCCACGUGCCUUCUUGCACCGUUGAUCCACGCCGCUGCAUACCCCCACGGUGACCGUCGAUCACUACCAGGUCUUUCAGUAUCAGGCGGUCGCUACCAGACGCAUCUACUAUACGCCUUCCACCAGCCGGCACGUCCGGUCAGCGCUACUGCGUCCUCCUCGUGUCCAAGUCGUCUCGCUCAACCCUCGCACUGCCGUCAUGCGUCCUCCAAUUUCGCAGCACCGUGCAAGUUUCGCACGGUCCGUCGUCCGAGUCGCUCAUUUAUCGCCGCACGCCGCACACCCUUCAAGCGCGAUCAGCUGGUGGUUCGAUGUAGCGCAGAAAGCGGCGGAGCAUCAGGAAGCGCUGCUAGCGGCGCAGGAAAAGCGGAUUCAGUUGAAAGCGGUAAACCAGAAAGGGAUACCACAAGCCCCUCUGGUCGAGGCGCAUUGUUCAUCCAGCCAAUUGCUGCGCGACUACCCGUGCAACCGCAUCCGUCGCUGAUAAACGACGAUCUCGUUCCGACGCUGGCCAGCCAACGAACGUUCGACGCGUGGCACAUGGCGUCGCUCUGGGUCGGCCUCGUUGUCGGCGUCCCCACCUGGUACCUCGCGGCCACCUUAGUGGAGGUAGGCAUGGCAUGGUGGCAGGGACUCCUAACGGUCCUAGCGGGAAAUCUCCUCGUCCUCAUCCCCAUGCUUCUCAACGGUCAUCCCGGCUGCAAGUACGGAGUGCCCUUCCCCGUCCUCGCGCGCGCAGCCUUCGGCGUCAAAGGCGCCAACCUCCCGUCGCUGCUCCGCGGACUCGUCGCCUGCGGCUGGUUCGGCAUCCAGACCUGGAUCGGAGGCUCGGCGAUCCUCCAGCUCGUCACGCACUUGCCGGCGGCGCAGGGGGCCGCUGGGGCCGCGGCGCUGGCGGCGGCGCCGAACCUGCCAGGGUGGUUCGGCGGGGUGACGUACGCGGAGUUGGGGUGCUUCCUGGUGUUUUGGGUGGGGCAGCUGGGGAUUGUAUGGCGGGGAAUCGAAUGCAUUCGCCAUCUCGAGUCUGCCAGCGCGCCCGUGCUGCUGCUGGCGGGCGGGCUGGGGCCCAUGCUCAGCGCACCCUCGCUCUUUGCACCGGGCGGACCCAAGCACGGGCAGUUCUGGAAAACGUUUUUCCCUGCCCUGACAGCGAACGUUGGGUUCUGGGCUACGCUAAGCCUUAAUAUCCCAGACUUCACGCGCUAUUCACGCUCACAAGCAUCGCAAGCAAUAGGCCAGGCGCUGGGCCUGCCGGUGACCAUGGUGGCGUUUGCCUUUGUAGGCCUCGCUGUGACCUCUGCCACGCUCGUUGUCUUUGGCCCGCCUGCCAUCCCCGACCCUGUACUGCUGCUCUCCAAGAUCCCCGGGCUGCUCCCUUCACUGCUCGCCUGCACUGGCCUCUGCCUCGCCACACUUACCACCAACAUCGCUGCGAAUGUCGUUGCACCGGCCAACGCGCUGGUGAAUCUGGCGCCGCGGCGGGUCUCCUUUGCUGCAGGAGCCACGGUUACAGCCCUUGCAGGGCUGCUGCUGGCGCCGUGGAGGCUGGUUCGGUCGCCGGCGGAUGGUGGUGGUGGUGGUGGAGGCGGGGCGUUUUUCGCGUGGCUUGUCGCAUAUUCGGCUUUACUCGGUCCCAUUGCAGGGGUGCUGGUUGCGGAUUAUUUUCUGCUGAGGAAGACGGAGCUCGACGUGGAUGGGCUUUAUUCUUUGGACCCGUCUGGGCCUUAUUGGUAUGCAGGUGGGUACAAUCCGGCUGCAGUGUUUGCGUUGGUGGCAGGUGUGCUGCCAAAUCUUCCUGGGUUUCUGGCCGCUGUGGGUGUGGUUGCCUCAGCAGUGGUGCCUGCAUGGCUGCACACGGUGUAUUCAAACGCAUGGGUGAUUGGACCGCUCGCGCCGAUCGGACGACCAGUAGCAGCGUCAGACGAGCCGUCUCGGAACACCGGCAGGCGAUGCUCGCACCAAUCCUUUCCACAUUAUCACCGCUCCCGCCCAGAUUAUGGUGACGCAGCAGCGACCCUGGCUGCACGCACUUCACAGCUGAAUCAUUCCAACCAGUUGCCGACUUUAGUAGGCCGUGUUUCGCGCAAUCCUCUCGUCGCUCGCUUCCACAGUUCACGAGGCCGUUGCUCCGCCGCGUCUCACGCGGCCGAUGGCGGACGGGACACCGCCGCAGCCGGCGGCGUUUCCCUGGGCUCUCCCGACCUAUUAGAAGCUACGUUCGAAGGCCCCACAGGAGGGUUUCAAGUGAUUACAGCCACGUCGGUAGCAGACAACUUCGACGUCGCUGCCACGUCAGUCACCGCCGCCGCCGCCGCCGCCGCCGCUGCUGCUGCCGUUCCACUACGAGCAGCUGACGAUGCUGCUGUUUCAUGGAGCGCGGGAAGCUUAGAGUUGGAUGGACUGAUACACGACGAGGGUCUACGUGGAUCCGACCUGGUCCCGAGAGGAGAGGAAGAAGCUACGACUGCAAAGCUACAAGGAUCAAACCUGGCUACGACGACAGAGGCAGGUUUCGACGAGGCGGGGAAGGUUGAAUCCGUGCGGAAGGACGCUCGGUGGAGUGAGGAGGUGUGGGAGCAAGCGCGGAGUGUGGUGAGCUUCGCGGGUCCUGCUAUGGGGAUAUGGCUGUCGCACCCGAUUAUGUCUUUAAUCGACACGGCCGUCGUGGGGCAAGGCUGCUCCACUGAACUAGCUGCGCUGGGGCCGGGCACGGUGAUGUGCGACCAGGUGUCGUUCCUCUUCAUGUUCCUCUCCAUCGCCACCUCCAACCUCAUUGCCACUGCCAUGGCGCAGCAGGACACUGAGCUGGCAUCGCGGCAUCUAUCACAGCUGCUGUUCGUGGCGCUCGUGUGUGGGCUGCUCAUGACUGCCGUCUCCCUCAAAUUCGUACCACAAGCCAUUGCCGGAUUUGUGGGCAACAACACUUCCAUCAUCCCAGCAGCGUGUGUCUACGCCAAGAUCCGAGCGUAUGCAUGGCCGGCUGUUCUUGUCACGUCUGUGGCUCAGAGCGCGAGUCUCGGGCUGCAGGACGUGUGGGGGCCGCUGCGCUGUCUAGCAGUAGCGAGUGCGGUGAACCUGGGGGGUGACCUGCUGCUGUGCCCGCUGCUGGGAUACGGCAUUGCAGGGGCUGCCUGGGCCACCAUGGCCUCUCAGUACGUAGGGGCGCUUCUCAUGCUGCACUCGCUGCACCGGGCGGGUCGCAUACGUCUUGCCAUCUCGCCCCCUCCGCUGCCCGAGCUGCUCACCUACCUCUCCCUCACCGGUCCCAUCUUCGUCACCCUUGCUGCCAAGGUCGGCUUCUACACACUGCUCACCUUCCAAGCCACAUCUCUUGGGACUGUUCCCCUCGCAGCACAUCAGGUGCUGGUUGGAGUGUUUGCCCUCUGUGCAGUGUGUGCUGAGCCGCUCUCUCAGACGGCCCAGUCCUUUCUUCCCAGUCUAUGCGUUGGUGUCAACAGAAACAUGCACAAGGCGAGGAGGCUGCUGAUGACGCUGAUACUCAUAGCAGCCCUGCUGGGUGCCAUGGAGGUCACCACUGCCCUCUUCGUCUCGCUUCGCAUGCCCUCCCUCUUCACUGCCGACCCUGCUGUCAUCUCUCAGAUCGCGUGCAUAGCCCCGGCCCUGGCAGUCAGUCUGAUGCUCAACCCCAUCGUGCUCUCCUCUGAGGGAGCCCUGCUGGUAUGCCUGCCCUCGCCGCCUGCUGCUGCCAUGCCUGCUGCCAUACCUGCUGCCAUUCCUGCCGCCAUGCUCCCAUGCCCACAGCCAUGCGUGUUGCCAUGCCUGCUGCCGUGCGUGCUGCCGUGCCGUCUUCCGUGGUUGUUGCUGGUGUCUGCUAGUGUUUGCUACUCUGGCACUAUUCCACAUGUCAGGUAUUGA
Messenger RNA from Closterium sp. NIES-65, 5172 nucleotides. The record is from the annotation of a GenBank genome assembly. NCBI's taxonomy places the organism in Eukaryota, Viridiplantae, Streptophyta, Zygnematophyceae, Desmidiales, Closteriaceae.